AGCAAUGUACAGCAGUAUAUGUAUCUGCGUGGUCCUUGCUGUGCUCUCAGUGAGCUCUUUCGGACAGCAAACUGUGGGCUCGCACAAUGGGAAUCCACUGGCUGCUGAGCUUGAGCAGAGCCUGACAGAGUAUCACCGGCACGUCCGCGCCCCUUCGUCUGCUGGCCCCCUGAAAUCUGUGUCGCGGCUGGAUGGAAGCAUUGACCAGAGAGCUAACAUCGGCGCUUUGUUGGCCAAGUAUCUCCAGCAAGCCAGAAAAGGUCCCACUGGAAGGCUCUCAGUUAUGGGAAGCAGGGUACAGAGCAUUGAUCCUACGCACAGGAUAAAUGACAGAGACUACAUGGGCUGGAUGGAUUUUGGACGCCGCAGUGCUGAAGAAUAUGAGUACUCUUCCUAAAACUCAGCAAACUAUAGUAACAGAAAAAAACAAUCACACCCCCAUGUCUGUACAGAAAGAGAAAAAUUAAUUUGUUGUCCUCUUCAAAUCAGUGUUUUAAAAUGUAUCAUGUAUUUGAUGUAAAUUUGUCUGUAAGACUCUACAAUGCAAUAUAUACAUAUGCAGAAUUUUCCAGAAAAUGUUUUCGUUCUUUUGUGGUUUCUCAUACAUUGAUAUUAUAUUAAAAUGAUUUCACUUAUCCUUUCUUGGCCUG
This is a messenger RNA of Phaethon lepturus (White-tailed tropicbird), 650 nucleotides long. It is a transcript of the gene CCK, whose product is annotated as cholecystokinin. NCBI's taxonomy places the organism in Eukaryota, Metazoa, Chordata, Aves, Phaethontiformes, Phaethontidae. The coding region runs from base 5 to 397 and encodes 130 amino acids. Gene Ontology annotation, cellular component: extracellular region; axon. The record is from RefSeq and is a predicted model, not a curated record. Gene Ontology annotation, biological process: digestion. The transcript is spliced from 2 exons. Gene Ontology annotation, molecular function: neuropeptide hormone activity.